AUGGAAAAGACCAAUGUUUCCAUGUUGACAGAAUUUGUCCUCGUGGGACUUUCUGCUCACCCAAAGCUCAAGAUAGUUUUCUUUGUACUAGUUUUGUGGAUGUAUCUGAUGAUCCUGCUUGGAAAUGGAGUCCUUAUCUCAGUAAUCAUUUAUGAUUCUCACCUGCACACCCCCAUGUAUUUCUUCCUCUGUAAUCUGUCCUUUCUGGACAUUUGCUAUACAAGUUCCUCUGUCCCACUAAUUCUUGACAGCUUUCUGACAGUAAGGAAAACAGUUUCCUUCUCUGGAUGUAUGAUGCAAAUGUUUCUGUCCUUUGCCAUGGGGGCCACAGAGUGCGUGCUUCUAGGGCUGAUGGCCCUUGACCGUUAUGUGGCCAUCUGCUACCCACUGAGAUACCCUGUCAUCAUGAGCAAGGGAGUCUACGUGCCCAUGGCAGCUGGAUCCUGGGUUUCUGGGCUUGCUGACUCAGUGGUGCAGACAUCUCUUGCAAUGCAAUUACCAUUCUGUACUAACAAUGUUGUUAGCCAUUUUGUCUGUGAAAUUCUGGCUAUCCUGAAACUGGCCUGUGCUGAUAUUUCAAUCAAUGUGAUCAGCAUGGCAGGGUCAAAUCUGAUUGUUCUGGUUAUUCCAUUGCUAGUAAUUUCUGUCUCUUAUAUUUUUAUUGUUGCCACCAUUGUGAGGAUCCCUUCCACUGAAGGAAAACUUAAAGCUUUCUCCACCUGCUCAGCCCACCUGACGGUGGUGAUUAUAUUCUAUGGAACCAUCUUCUUCAUGUAUGCAAAGCCCAAGUCUAAAGCCCCCAUUGGCACAGAUAAUCAAGACAUCACUGAGGCCCUUGUAUCCCUCUUCUAUGGAGUAAUGACUCCUAUGCUCAAUCCUCUCAUCUAUAGUCUACGGAACAAAGAUGUAAAGGCUGCUGUCAAGAAUAUGCUGGGUAGGAAAAGAUUUUCUGAUGGAAUAUGA
Messenger RNA from Galeopterus variegatus (Sunda flying lemur), 963 nucleotides. RefSeq names its product olfactory receptor 13C8. Gene Ontology annotation, biological process: G protein-coupled receptor signaling pathway. The record is from RefSeq and is a predicted model, not a curated record. The coding region runs from base 1 to 963 and encodes 320 amino acids. The transcript has a single exon. Gene Ontology annotation, cellular component: membrane. Gene Ontology annotation, molecular function: G protein-coupled receptor activity; olfactory receptor activity. NCBI's taxonomy places the organism in Eukaryota, Metazoa, Chordata, Mammalia, Dermoptera, Cynocephalidae.